Toxotes jaculatrix (banded archerfish) is the source of this 1413-nucleotide messenger RNA. RefSeq names its product 2,4-dienoyl CoA reductase 2, peroxisomal (gene decr2). Gene Ontology annotation, biological process: fatty acid catabolic process. Lineage: Eukaryota; Metazoa; Chordata; Actinopteri; Toxotidae. Gene Ontology annotation, molecular function: 2,4-dienoyl-CoA reductase (NADPH) activity. The transcript has 10 exons. Bases 170 to 1072 code for a protein of 300 amino acids. The record is from RefSeq and is a predicted model, not a curated record.
UAAGCGUCCAAGGUACAAAUAGUUCCUGCAGGGAAAAAUAGAAACCCUUCAUGGGUGAGGGGAUAAAUGUGAAGCAACCUCGUCAGAUUUAGACAGCUGCUUCGUGUGCGUGUUUCAUCAAAGAGCGGAAGAAGACGGCUACAAAAACUCGCUUGUUUCCUUCAGCAGCAUGGCAGAGCCGCAGAGAAAAGGAGAACUGCUGCCCGAAGAUGUUGGUACAGAUGACUGCCUGACUUCAUACACGCACAUCUACAGUCCAGAUUUACUAAAGGAUCAGGUUGCUUUCAUCACAGGAGGGGGAUCUGGAAUUGGACUCAGGAUAGCUGAAAUCUUCAUGAGGCAUGGGUGUGACACAGUGAUUGCCAGCAGGAACAUGGACAAACUCAAAGAGGCAGCUCAGAAGCUGUCUGCUGUGUCAGGAUGCCGCUGUCUCCCUUUGUGUGUAGAUGUGAGGCAGCCUGAGAGCAUCGCAGCAGCUGUGGAUGAGACACUGAAACAGCUGGGCCGUAUAGACAUCCUCAUUAACAAUGCUGCUGGAAACUUCCUCUGCCCAGCCACUGCACUCUCCUUCAAUGCCUUCAAGACAGUAAUGGAGAUAGACACUAUGGGUACAUUCAACACCAGCAAGGUGGUUUAUGAGAAGUGGUUCAAGGAUCACGGUGGCAACAUUGUAAACAUCUCUGCAACCCUCGGAUACAGGGGGCAGGCCCUCCAGGUGCAUGCUGGCUCUGCGAAGGCUGCAAAUGAUGCCAUGACCAAACAUUUGGCUGUGGAGUGGGGGCCCAGUGGGGUGAGAGUCAAUGCUGUGGCUCCUGGUCCUAUCUCUGGCACAGAAGGAUUCCGCAGACUAGGUGGCCUUAGAGUGGAGGCCGCUGGCGUCUUCCAGUCCAUUCCUUUGCAGCGAGCAGGCAACAAGACAGAGAUGGCUCACUGCACUCUUUUCUUGGCCAGCCGGGCAUCCUCCUACGUGACUGGAGCCAUCCUAGUGGCGGAUGGUGGGUCGUGGUUGACCUCCGCCAAUGACGUCUCCAUGCUGUUGGGUAUAGCCUCCUCUAAAUCCGCUAAACUCUGAACAAGGGCUCUCCUGUCCUCCUCCUGACCCAGGUUAUUGGUCAUCUGAAAAGAAAAGAGACAAGUAAAUGCUGAAAACAAAAGAGUAAUUUAGGGGCCCACCCACAGCUGUCUCUCAAGAGAGUAUUGCAAAGUGGUUGGAAGAGCUGAACACUAACAUACAAUACUUACUGUAUUAUAUGUGUUCACAAUCUUAGUAGUGGAUCAACCUGCAUAACAAUUCAGGGAUUUUUCACCUGCUACAGUGCUGUGUAUUACCAUCAUGCAUUUCAUGUACGGUUGUUUUUACCACAUGCCAUUUCAUGUGGUUUUUCAGUACCUCUCUUUUAUUAAUAAAACUUU